AUCCUCCGCGGCCUCUCCUGAUCACGUGAGUUUGCAUAAAAGCCGGACAUGUGCUCCUCCUCUCUCCGUGUCUCUUCUUCCUCUCUGAAGGUGAAUCCUCCUCUACAUCGAGCCUCCAGCCUCCAUACAGUCAGAAGAUGUCUACCGUUUCUGCCGCCGGCGUCGAAUCUGCUGCGACUCAGGUCACCGAGCAGAAGCCACUGAAGCCGUGCUGCGCUUGUCCAGAGACUAAGAAAGUCAGGGAUGCUUGCAUCAUUGAGAAGGGCGAGGAGAGCUGCACAGGCCUGAUCGAGGCACACAAAGACUGCAUGAGGGCGCUUGGAUUCAAGAUAUAACUACUCCAUUUUGUGUCUGUGUGUGUGUUGCUGUGAGACGACCCUGGUGACCCCUCCUUCUUUCCCCCCCGCUCUUAUUUAUACCUUGACUGGAAGGGAAAUGUGACGAUGCACUUGGGCUCUGAUGGGUUGACUGUCUUUCUGUGAAACUGUUUUUUUAACGUCUGCAGAAUUUGAGAAAUGUGUGAAUAUAUAAAAUGCUGUUUGUUGAAUAAAAGUCCUAUGCAAUAAGA
This is a messenger RNA of Sebastes umbrosus (honeycomb rockfish), 568 nucleotides long. Its product is annotated as cytochrome c oxidase copper chaperone. The transcript is spliced from 4 exons. Gene Ontology annotation, biological process: mitochondrial respiratory chain complex IV assembly. Gene Ontology annotation, molecular function: copper chaperone activity; copper ion binding. The record is from RefSeq and is a predicted model, not a curated record. Gene Ontology annotation, cellular component: mitochondrial intermembrane space. The coding region runs from base 138 to 335 and encodes 65 amino acids. NCBI's taxonomy places the organism in Eukaryota, Metazoa, Chordata, Actinopteri, Perciformes, Sebastidae.